GCCGGUCCGGAGCCGGCUGCGCGUCCUGUGCGCGCUGCCCAGCGCGGCGAGUGCCCCGCAGCCCAGCGAGAGUUAACGGCGGAGCCGCCUCUCCAUUGGCGGCCGGCGGAGCGGCUGCGGUGGCCGCGUUUAUAACCGGCGCCGCUCCGCCGGUACCGCGGCUCGGCUCCAUGCCGCGGCGGCCGGUAUGCCCAGCCUGCUGCCGCCCUUCCUUGCCCUGCUCUGCUUCGGGGCGCCGGCGCCCGCCCUGAGGGCUGUGGGACCAACGCCUCCCGCUUCACCGCGGCGGGCCGAGGCCCGGACCGAAGCGGCGGCGGCGGCGGCGGCGGAGGAGGAGCCGUGGUGCCCUUACAAGGUGUUGGCCGAAGGCUCGGCGGGCGGGCGGCUUUGCUUCCGCACUCCAGCCCGCGGCUUCCAGUGCUCGGCCCGGGCCUGCCGCGCCCACCGUUCCCCGGGCGGCGCCUUGGUGGCCAACGUGCUGCGCAACGGCAGCGUCCUGCUGCAGUGGGGGCCGCCGCGCCCCGCCGCCGGCCUCCGCGGCUUCGCCCUCAACUGCUCCUGGGACGGGACCUACACGCGUUUCCCCUGCGACAGCGUGGAGCUGGGCGCUGCCUGCCGCGACUACCUGCUGCCCGAGGCGCACGGCAGCGUCCGCUACCGCCUCUGCCUGCAGCCCCGCGUCGCGCCGCCGCGCCCCGCGCCCCCCGCGCACUGCGUGGAGUUCCGCGUGGAGCCGGCAGCCAUGCGGGACAUCGUGGUCGCCAUGACGGCUGUGGGGGGCACAAUCUGCGUCAUGCUCGUCUUCAUCUGUCUCCUGGUGGCCUACAUCACCGAGAACCUCAUGAGCCCGGCCGCUGCUGCCCCGCGCCGCGCCUAACCCGGGGGAAGCGGGAGCGGAGCGGGGCCGAGCCGACAGCCCCGGGCGCGGAGGACGCUCCAGUGGCUACCUCCGGGGUGCGGAGGCUCUCCCGGCUCUCUCGCCAGAGCGCUUCUUUGCGGCGAGCCCGGUGCCGCGUUCCCGGCGCUUCCAGGGGAGGUGGGGAGAGGUUCAGCCAAACUCUGCUGGCAGCGGUUGUGCCCAGGGUGUUGUUUGAAACGCUGGGUGGCUUGGGUUCGCCUUGCCCAAACUUCCAGGAUUUGGGGUUUUCCUCAGUAUUUGCAGCUCUUCUUCCUCCUAGGGCAGCUUUUCCUGAGCCCUGCGUGGUCACUGAACUCUUGGGAUCUCAGUGGAUUGAAAGUAAAUAAUGGCAAAGGUCCACAAGUGCCAGAAAAAUGUCAGUUCUUUAAAAGCAAGCAGAAGGUCUCUCUUGAGAAGACUCUCCAGAACAUCCUUGUUUUAAGCCUAUGCCUAGAAAUCCCCUUGAUCUUAGAAGUCUGCUUGGAUUGAUUGAUUUAUUUAUUUGUUUCUUUUCCCGAGGGAGAAUGUUGUUUAAAAUCUGCGGGAGGACAGACUGGUGGUACCACAACCCCCAUAGCUACGAGCGAUUUUGGUACAAAUCCCACCUAAAUCUUGUGGCUUAGGUGGGUUUUGUAUCAUGCUUUAUGAUGCUCACAAAACUUGGGGGACCUAGCCUGGCCACUGUCUGGGCAAACAAGGGAGUUUCUGGUCAGCUCAAGUGACCCAUCAGCAUCUUUACACCGACCAAACCUGCUGCUUUUCUCCCUUUAGAUGUUGGUAGCUUCCACACAGAGCGAUUUUUUGCAAGUGGCAGAUUUAGUCUGAAAACUCCAUUUAGUUGUGCAAGUAUGAACCCAUUAGAAUUAAUGAUAAAGUUAAGUAGAGUGUAACUGAGCACCAUCACUUCCCGCUGAAACCCCCCCUCUUAGGAAUGCUGUGUGCAGCUGCACUAAGGUAAAGGAACAAAACCAACCUCUUGAAACACAGAUGUCACUCACGUUGUAGCCGAGCGUUUGGAGCACAGGGACACUCCCCUUGUUAACUGCUCACUCAAUGCUGUAGUCUGUAGGGAUUAGCCAUACUUUAGUAUUAAUUCUAUUGUGCCUUAGUGCUGAGAAUUUGUCCCAUUUCUAUUGGUAGAUCUGUUCCUGUAGUCUCCGUAGACAAAUGUAUCUCCCUGAGUGUGUUUUUUGUCUCUCCAAGUGGUUGUUGGUUUGUUUGGUUUUAAAGAAGAGAAGAAAAAGCCAAACAAACCAAACCCAGACAAACUUAGACUGGUCAUUACUUGAACUUUAAUAUGUACACAAAAUAGAGUCAGUUACCAUCUGAGAGGUGUUUACUGAGCUAGUUUUUACUUAAGUGUUGUAUGUAGUUGAGUGCUGUAACAGAAAAUGACUUUGUAUCACUUGAAACUGAGCACCUAAAGCAAAAGGCAGGGGAAUGGCUCUUCUGUAGAGGGGUACUGCUAUUCACAUGCCACCUGUUCCUCAUCAUGUGAGCUGUUUGUGUAAAUGUUUAUCCCUGUGGAAGUGGUUUGUGAAGUGUCAGCUUGCUAGUAGAGGGUAUAGGAAGUUUAUAGAACGCUGAAGAAAAUGCAUUGUUGGUACUCUUCAUAACCCCUUUGGUCAUCUGCUGAGGAACUGAAGGUCUGUCGUUCACCAGGCAGAAACUCCUUUCAUGUGUUUGCUGCUCUUGCUUUGUUUUCUUUCUCACGUGCAGCUGACUCCAAAUUUGAAGUGUUCUCUUUUAUUAACUCUCCUCUGUACUUGAUUUAAGCAGCCUGACAAGACGCAGCGUGGCAGGAACAGGAAGAUGAUGUCAUUCAUUGACACUGCAGGACAAUGCCAUAGUUUUUCCUUUUUUAUCCCUAAGGACGCUGACUGCUGGGGGAAAAGGAAGGCAAUCAGUGUUUUUAAGACCAUUCAGACAAACUGCAGGUAGUGAUUCAGGGGAUUUGAAGCAGUCAGUUUGGGUCAGAGGUCUCUUAAAGGUUUCAGGUCAGGCUUUUCUGUCACGGUUUCUGCGCAGGGCUGUCGGAGUGGCACUGAUUCCUGUACAUCUCUGUCAGCUUCUGUCAACCAGUGUUAACUGUUCUGUUCUUCAUCCUGUCAUGAAUUGCCAGAUGUGAAAAUCAAAUGUAUCAAUAAUGAGCCUUGUACCACCUCGGCAUUGACCUUAAUAAAUGAAGAGAACAAUGGAAAGAAGUGAAAGCGUCACGAAGGGCUCAGGAUCUUGUUUGACUCAAAGCAAGCAGGUCUGUCCUGCUGUCAGUGGUAUUCCACUGUGACAGUGUUAAUGUGGAAAUGAAAGGUUUCUCCUCUGAAUUCUGGCAUUACCUAGAUCCUAAUG
Dryobates pubescens (Downy woodpecker) is the source of this 3247-nucleotide messenger RNA. RefSeq names its product fibronectin type III domain containing 10 (gene FNDC10). Bases 188 to 877 code for a protein of 229 amino acids. The record is from RefSeq and is a predicted model, not a curated record. The transcript has a single exon. NCBI's taxonomy places the organism in Eukaryota, Metazoa, Chordata, Aves, Piciformes, Picidae.